This is a messenger RNA of Lemur catta (Ring-tailed lemur), 1837 nucleotides long. It is a transcript of the gene TNFAIP8, whose product is annotated as TNF alpha induced protein 8. Bases 399 to 1031 code for a protein of 210 amino acids. Gene Ontology annotation, molecular function: cysteine-type endopeptidase inhibitor activity involved in apoptotic process. Gene Ontology annotation, cellular component: cytoplasm. NCBI's taxonomy places the organism in Eukaryota, Metazoa, Chordata, Mammalia, Primates, Lemuridae. Gene Ontology annotation, biological process: regulation of apoptotic process. The transcript has 2 exons. The record is from RefSeq and is a predicted model, not a curated record.
UCUGCUUGAUUUUGAAAAUAUCUUGUGUUUGCCUAUCGCAGGUAAUCCUGUGUUUUUUAUAUAGUCAUAGUUUGUGGGCAGCAAGUACAGGCAGCAACCAGUCUGUCCCUGUUGUGGAUGUGGAGACCUCUCUGGACUCGCAGUUAAAGGCUGCAUAAUGUAUUCCACUGCAAGUGGCGAAACCUAGCUCCCAGAAUAACAAGCAAGACAACUUUUAAAGUGACUGUUGUUGACCAGUACCUUCUGCGCAUUUGUUUGGUAAGCUUGUGGUGGAUUUUUCAAAAGGAUGGUAUAAAUUAUUUUAAAUUAUUCCUGGGCAGGACUGAGUCUCCCGAAGGUGAUACAGGUGCCAUAGUGACCAUAUCAACAGGGUGGCUGCGUACAUUCCUCAAGUCUGUAUGACUCAACCAAGACUCUGUGAAAUUGUCCUUCUGAUUGAGUACGGGAAGAAAAUGCUAAAACUUGUGGCCACAGAUGUCUUUAAUUCGAAAAACCUGGCUGUUCAGGCACAAAAGAAGAUCUUGGGUAAGAUGGUGUCCAAAUCCAUCGCCACCACCCUGAUAGACGACACGAGCAGUGAGGUGCUGGACGAGCUCUACAGGGUGACCAGGGAGUACACCCAGAACAAGAAGGAGGCAGAGAAGAUCAUCAAGAACCUCAUCAAGACAGUCAUCAAGCUGGCCAUUCUUUACAGGAAUAAUCAGUUUAAUCAAGACGAGCUAGCCCUGAUGGAGAAAUUUAAGAAGAAAGUUCAUCAGCUUGCUAUGACCGUGGUCAGUUUCCACCAGGUGGAUUACACCUUUGACCGGAAUGUGUUAUCCAGGCUGCUGAACGAAUGCAGAGAGAUGCUCCACCAGAUCAUUCAGCGUCACCUCACCGCCAAGUCCCAUGGACGGAUUAAUAAUGUCUUUGAUCAUUUUUCAAAUUGUGAAUUUUUGGCUGCCUUGUAUAAUCCCUUUGGAAAUUUUAAGCCCCAUUUACAAAAACUUUGUGAUGGUAUCAACAAAAUGUUGGAUGAAGAGAACAUAUGAGCAUGUGAAUUAAGGUUGUGACUGAUCACGAUUCAUUUGAAGAUGGAGCACUUCUGACUUAUGAAGGAAAACAAGAAGAAUUUUCUAAAGAUUACACAUUAUUUCAGCAAGACGUUGCCCAAUUCAGUUGUCGGACAUUAUUGAUAGUGCUUUUGUGAGGCUUGUUUUAUUUGAAGAAAAGCAUAUUCCUAAAAAUUCUGGUUAAAAGCUUCCUGAUGGGUAACAGAUCACGGGAAAGAUGUAUGGUUGGGUAAUGCAAAUGUAUAGUCACACAAAGAAAAACUUGGAUGGCUCCAGACCUCAAGACAUUUUUUUAGGGCAAGUUGGUAGCACAUUGGAUAUUUCUAACAUGUACAAAGUUGUGUAUUUUGAUUCACUUUUAUUCCUUCCUAUGUAUAUGUUACCUCUUUUGAAAAGCCAUGAGCUUUUUCUUGCUGUUAUUACUCCUUUUUGAAACAAUUCCAUUUUCAAGUUUACCCUUGAUUGUUUUGUUCAAGAUUGUGUCAUUGACAUUCAAGAAUUAAGUCUGAGGCAGUAAAAUUUAACCCUCAGAAAAAUAGAAAACUGCUUUAUCUGAAAUCAAUACUGUGGAAAUGAACUGUAUUAGAUAUUAUGAAUAAUGUCCAUUAUAAGAAUAUGCUUCUUGAAUGGAAUCCUGCUUUUAAGAACCAGUGGUGAUACUUAAAUUCCCAAAACUGUAAUGGCUUUGAAAUGCUUGCUUAAGGUUUAACUUUCAUGUUAUCUUUAAAAUGUACUGAUGAAAUCAUGGUUGUUUUUUUUUUUUUUACGUCCAUUCACAUGUAAGA